Molecule: messenger RNA, 423 nt
Organism: Endocarpon pusillum Z07020
Lineage: Eukaryota; Fungi; Ascomycota; Eurotiomycetes; Verrucariales; Verrucariaceae
Product: 40S ribosomal protein S13
Exons: 3
Coding region: 1-423 (140 amino acids)
Biological process (GO): translation
Cellular component (GO): nucleolus; ribosome; cytosolic small ribosomal subunit
Molecular function (GO): structural constituent of ribosome; small ribosomal subunit rRNA binding
Source: RefSeq, a predicted model, not a curated record
AUGGGUCGUCUUCACAGCAAAGGCAAAGGCAUCUCCGCCUCCGCGAUCCCAUAUUCCCGCUCCGUACCCACUUGGUUCAAAUCCUCGCCCGAUCAAGUCGUGGACAAUAUCUGCAAGCUUGCGAAGAAGGGGGCUACGCCAUCGCAGAUUGGUGUCGUGCUGAGGGAUAGUCAUGGUGUUGCGCAAGUCAAGGUAGUUACCGGUCUUGCACCAGAACUGCCAGAAGACCUGUAUUUUUUGAUCAAGAAGGCUGUCGCUGUUCGCAAGCAUCUUGAACGCAAUCGAAAAGACAAAGACUCGAAGUUCCGGCUUAUUCUUAUCGAAUCCCGAAUCCACCGUCUUAGCAGAUACUACAAGACUGUUGGUGUACUGCCACCGAAUUGGAGAUACGAGAGCGCCACUGCUUCGACAAUGGUCGCGUAG